Orcinus orca (killer whale) is the source of this 4784-nucleotide messenger RNA. It is a transcript of the gene ZFP57, whose product is annotated as ZFP57 zinc finger protein. The record is from RefSeq and is a predicted model, not a curated record. Gene Ontology annotation, biological process: negative regulation of transcription by RNA polymerase II. Bases 719 to 2506 code for a protein of 595 amino acids. The transcript has 6 exons. Gene Ontology annotation, molecular function: DNA-binding transcription repressor activity, RNA polymerase II-specific. NCBI's taxonomy places the organism in Eukaryota, Metazoa, Chordata, Mammalia, Artiodactyla, Delphinidae.
UAUGACCUCACAGUGAGCUCAGAUUAGACCAGGGAUGACACACAAAAAGUUGGUAGUCUUCACUUGUGUUGCCAUCAGGCUGUCCCUAUAAAUAAACCCAGAGUAACCACAGAGUCUCAUCCCAAGCGGAUCAACAGGGAAUGGUUUCAUAAUGGAUUUAGGGUGAAGGAUGAUUGGCAGAAUAAGGCAGGCAAGCAGAGGGGUGGGCGAUCAAAUAAGAACAGAAUUUCAGAACGAAAGAUUAUAGGGCAGAGAUGCUGUAUGUGGUGAUAGAGGCAGAGAGGGCCUGGAUCAAGAAACUGCACAAAGAGAAUGAACUGAUAACACUGAAGUCUAGAAUUAUCUCAGAAGACAAAGGAGGCAGUGGGACUGAGCAAUCUGUCAUAGAUGUGCUUGGGCAAAGCUUCACCAAGGAGCCUGUCUCUUCCCUUGCCCAGUCCCUGGUACAAGAUUCAGAAUGGUUCAUGUUGAGUCCACAGGAGAAAUUGUCCUGGGCUAAAGUAUCUAAAGACCCUAGGAUUGCUGCAGGUCAACUGUCCCCACUGGAGAAAAAAAUCUUGGUUCCUAGAGGUGGGCACCAGCCAGCGGCUAGAAACAGGUGAAGCAGAAGGCAGACGACGCCUUCCAAGCCCCAAGCUGGCAUUACUGAACAGCGGCUGCUGAGCCGAGGGUGACCAGGUUCCUGAACUCUGUGGCCUAGGCUUGGAGAGAAUCAAAGAUGUUCUCAGCUGUGAAAGAGGAGAAUUUGGACAGCAGGACAAAAAAGGAAGACAGCCCCCUGGAGCAGAUACCUUUGCCACUGGAGGCCACAUCAAACCCUGGGGCCUUUUCAAAGUCUCCCCCUCUGCUCAGUCACUGGGAGGUAGAUAGCCCCAGGAAGGAGCCCAGUCAGCCUUGGGGGCCAGACCAGGAGUGGAUAAAGCUAGAAAGAGACAUCAGGGAAGAGGUGGUGUUUGACCUGCUGAAGCCAACUGAACCUGUACAGAAGCUGCUCCCUCAGGUGGAUGAGGAGGCCCUGCAGGAAGCCGUGAAGGGAGAAUGCUGGUGGAAGGCAUGGGUGAAGAAGCCAGUCACCUCUGAGGAUGUGGCAGUGAAUUUCAACCAGGAAGAGUGGGAAUGUCUAGAUGCCAGUCAGAGGGUCCUCUACCAGGACGUUAUGUCAGAGACCUUCAGAAACCUGAUGUCUGUGGACCUGAUCGCCAAGUUUGAACAAGAAGAGAAACAGUGGAGAGCAGGUCUCCGUCCCCCAAACGGAGAAGGCCUUCAUUCAGGAGACAAGAGAGAGGAACUUCAAGAACAGAGUCAGAGUUUGGGAGAUGAGGGAAAUAGCGAUGACAAGAAGGUCUCCCUUGCUUGCAGAAGAGCAGGCCCAUCCUCUGCUCCAGCUGGGUCCCUGGACAGGACACCAGUGUCCCCAGCAUCCUGGGCUGGGCCACCCUUUACCUGCCAUACCUGUGGCAGGUGCUUCAGCAAGCGCUCCAGCCUCUACAACCACCAGUUUGUUCACAGCUGCGGCCAGUGCGGGAAGUCCUUCCUGAACCCCAAGGACCUCAGCUACCACCGGCGCAAGCACCUUGGGGAGAGGCCCUUCUGCUGCUCGCUCUGUGACAAGACCUACUGUGAUGCUUCUGGACUGAGCCGUCACCGCCGUGUCCAUCUGGGUUACCGGCCCCACUCGUGUCCCUUCUGUGGGAAGUGCUUUCGGGACCAGUCUGAGCUCAAACGCCACCAGAAGAUACACCAAGGCCAGGAGCUGGGGGCUGGAAACCAGAAGCAUAUCCUGAAGAUUCCAGACAACACAGCUGGAUUCCAGGGGCUGGCAACUGCAAACAAUGCACCAGUGGCCGGGACCCAAGGACCCUCAUUUAAAACCACCGGUCCCGAGGCUCAGACCCAGCCAUCUAUAGACAGGAGCCCGGCACCUGCAACCAAGAACCAGGUAGUCACUGGGAAGGCUCAGCGCCCAGUCGUUACAACUGCAGAGCCUGUGACCAGGACCCAGGCAGCCAACACGAGAACCGCCUGCCUGGAUACCAAGUCCAGCUCUCACCCAGGAAAGCCUUCAAGACUCAAAGUCUUCUCUUGCCCUCAUUGUCCCUUGACUUUUAGCAAGAAAAGCUGUCUCUCCAGCCACCAGAAGGCCCACUUCACAGAGCAGUCCAACUGCUGCUUCCACUGUGGCAAGUCCUUCACUUUAUUCUCUGGGCUGGUCAGGCACCAGCAGACUCACUGGAAGCAGAAGCUCUACUGUUGCCCUAUCUGCGACGUCUGCUUUGGGGAGAAAGAGGACCUUUUGGGUCACUGGGGGGGCUACAGGGGCAAGGGGCUCUGCCUGGGCAGUCCCCAUAAAUGCUGGGCGAUCCUGGGUCAGUCGCUUGGCUUCUUUCCCGAUGCGCCCACUGUGGCAGGGGAGGAGACGGAUCUUUCUCCUGGAUCCAUACCCUCAGGAGAGGGAAGGAAGGGAGGGGAGAAGGCAGCAGAGGAAAGAAAGCAGAUAAGGCAGUGAAGAUCUGGGAAUGUAAAUAAAUGGCCUUUCCACCCAAGGUCUUUCUCUGUUUGGUUUUCCUGAGGGCUAACCUCCAGGGUAAGGAGACUGGGGUAGAGGAAGAGAGAGGUGAAGGAAUAAUGAAGAAAAUACAGAAAGGAAAAGGGACAAGAGGUGGCACAUGGAAACUUGUAGUAUUAUUAAUUAGCACCCAGCUUGUUUCUUUGUGUCUGACAGACCAUCAAGUAGUAGUUGUUGAAGACAACAGUGGACACUCCAAUAGAUAUGAAGAUGGGAGAAAAAAGAUGAGUGGGGGAGAGAGUGUGAGGGACCCAUCUGGGCCAGAUGUAGAAGGGAGGCAUUUUAAAGCAGGUGUGUGGCCCAGUUCUCACCCCUUGCUCCCCUGGCACCUCGGUAGGCUGCCUGGGGCAAGAUGGAGCUCUGGCCAGUGUUUUGCAGGUUUCUCCCCAUCUCCUGUUUUUGGUUAGGGCUCCCCAUGUCCUCACUCUGCAGGUCACUUGGCGCUGUCUUGGAUGUUUUGGACUUUUCCUGCUCCUUCCCAGCAGGGCUGAGAUCUUGGAAGAAACGACCACCAUUUGCGAAGUUGAUGUGCUAUAAUUUGCAGUGAGGAGGUUCCUGGUCUCCAGUUCAUGGCAGAGACCCUCUUGUCUGUGUUACUCUGCAGCACAGGUGCCCUCUGAUGAAGAGAAGAGCAGCUGCCUGGCUGUAACCAGAGAGGGCUUCCAGAUGGAAGAUAGACCAAGGAGUAGAAAUAUGUGGGCAGCAUAAAGGGGGAGAGGAAGGAAGGAGCUGGGGAAAGGGAGAGACAAAGUAGAUGACAGAAGAGAAGUUGAUCCUAUUUGGAAUUCAGAGCGUUCCUGCAAGUGCAGAUUGGAAUGUCCCCACAGCAAAGAGGCCAGUGAGUGCAACUUGAUGGAUGUGACAUCCCCGAGGACCAGUCUUUGGGCCAACCAGGCUCUUCUCCACCCUGCCAAGAUGCGACAUCAUUCAGAAGGGGUUUCCUAGAAGGAGGAGAAAAUGACUUGAAAAAGCUGUCAACAGUUUCUGUCAUGAAACUGUCACACCAGGGAGAAGAAAGCCCUGUGGAGUCAUCUGGCCUUGGAGGGGAGGCCCAGGGCAGCUGCUGUAGGGAACAAUUGAGAAAGGAGGCCAGCUGGAGUGGGAUUCUUGCUUUGGAGCACGAAGGUGGAGGAGGAAUCCUCCCUCCAGCCAGGCUCACCAGCCCUUCCUUUCCUUUGGGAUUUUGAUCCCUCAAUAGCCCCCUCUUCCCCUUGCUGCUGCUUUCCUUGUUUUUUUUUUUUUUUUUUUUGCUCUCAGCUUAUAAGAAAGAGAAGAAAACUUACUUAGUUCUUCAAGAAAUUGCCCUGAAAACAAAGAGAAAUAGGUGAUGAGUGGAAGAUGACUAACUCCUCCCACAUCCUCCCUGUGGAAUUCAUAGUCACCCCCCCCCUCCCUUUCCACUAAGGGACCCCACAGAUCUCAGUAAGUGGCUCUCUUUAUGGAUUCUCUGAGGAGCCUGGAGUUGGCCAUGUGGAUAGAGCAGGAAGGAAAUUCCAGCUCUGAAUCUUGAGCCCUGGUUCCAUCCACCCUCUUUAUGUUUCCCACUCAGGGCUGGCUUGAUCCCCUGCUGCCCAGUGGUCCUGUUUGCUGCCCCAGCACUGCACCUGCUAGUCGUCCGUGUAGCCAGUUGUAGCAGAUGAUCAAGGCCACCAGGGGUCCGAGAAAUGGCACGAUUACAAACAGGGUUAUCUUCCAGCAGGGCACCCUCAGGAAGUGGGGAUCUGAAUCGUUUGCCACAGAACAAACAGGAUUAACAUGUGUUCCCCCUUGUGUCCCACCCACCCCUCUCCAUUUAUUAUUGGGUUUAUUUUGGGUGGUGGAGGGGGGAGGUUCUUAACCUGGGUUCCAAAAUAGUUUGUGGAUAGAGUCCAGGGAGUUCAUGAAUUUGGAUGAGAAAAGCAUUCCAUUUUUAUUUUCACUAACUUCAAACUGAAUUUAGCAUUUUCUUACACUAAAAAUGUAGCUAACAAACCAGUUAUCGGCAGUACCUGUGACUUUAUCACCAAUGGAAACCACAUGCCCUUCAGAGUUGUUGCAGAAAUCUCAGAAUACUGUUUAUCAAUAUUUUGAAAUUACCAAAUUAUUAGACCUGCUGCUACAUUUUAUUAUUUAAUGUAUAUUUUGUAUUUAGUGUAUAUUAUUUAAUGUACAUUUGUUACUUUAUCACAAAUUGGUUUAUAUUUCGAAAACUAUUUCAAAACAAUGGUUUUCUUUGUAA